Messenger RNA from Leptopilina heterotoma, 1039 nucleotides. Its product is annotated as myosin regulatory light chain 2-like. Bases 131 to 790 code for a protein of 219 amino acids. The transcript has 5 exons. Gene Ontology annotation, cellular component: myosin II complex; cytoplasm. NCBI's taxonomy places the organism in Eukaryota, Metazoa, Arthropoda, Insecta, Hymenoptera, Figitidae. Gene Ontology annotation, molecular function: myosin heavy chain binding; calcium ion binding. The record is from RefSeq and is a predicted model, not a curated record. Gene Ontology annotation, biological process: post-embryonic development; locomotion.
CCUGCUCAAAUGCCAAUCUGUGGAAGGGGAAUUUCAUGUAAAUUACUUAGGCAAUUUCAACUCUACAUUUUAGACAGUAGGUUUAUUGCUAUCUUCUCGUACAAUUCCUCUUCACAUUAGUUAAACAACCAUGGCAGAUAAGGAAAAGAAGAAGAAGCCAAAAAAGAAGGAAGAGGCAGCCGCAGCUGAACCAAAGGCAGAGGGUGAUGCAGCACCAGCACCAGCAGCAGCAGCACCUGCUCCUGAACCUGAACCAGCAACGAAAUCACCAUCAGAAUCGAACAGAGCAAGUCGCGGUAGUAAGCGAACAAAACGCUCUGGUUCAAAUGUAUUCUCCAUGUUCUCACAAAAGCAGGUUGCGGAAUUUAAAGAGGGUUUCAGUAUGAUGGAUCAUGAUAAGGAUGGAAUUGUCAGUAAAAGUGAUUUACGCCAUACUUUCGAUCAAGUUGGACGUCUAUGUAAUGAAAAAGAGUUGGACGAAAUGAUUGGAGAAGCAUCGGGUCCCAUUAACUUUACGCAACUACUCAAUCUUUUUGCAACUCGCAUGUCAGGAUCAGGAGGUGCUGAUGAUGAUGACGUUGUUAUGCAAGCGUUCAAAAGUUUUGAUGAUGGCAACGGAAAAAUUGACGCUAAUAGAUUAAAGAAAGCCCUUAUGACCUUCGGAGAUAAAUUUACUCAAAAAGAAAUAAAUGAUGCAUAUGAUCUUAUGGACAUUGAUGACAAUGGAAAGAUUGACACCGACAGUCUUAUUAAUAUGCUCUUGGGUACAGGUGAAGAAGAAGAGUCAUAAUGACUGAAUGUUUCUUAAAGAAAACUAUCUAUAAAAAAAUGUACGAAAUUCACUUAAAAUUUUAAUUACGACUGCUUUAAUUUGUAUAAUAUUUUUAUGAUAAAAAAUGUAAUUUUAAUAAUUUAAAAAUAAUGUUAAAUUCUUUGAAAAGUUAGGAAGAUCAUUUCUUAAAAAAAUUUGUAAAGCAAAGAAAAUUGUAUAUAUUUUUAAUUUAAUGAUGAAAAAUAAACUCAUAAUUACAAUAUAUAA